AUGGAGGAGAAGAAGGGGAAGCCUUUUGUAUUCCCUGUGAUGAAGAAGUCCAUUGAGGAGUUGUUUAAAAAUGGAACAACAAGUAAAGAUGAUUUGGAACGGUUUCAGGAAAAGUACUGGGAGCAGAUGGUGCCGAAUUUUAGUCAAGCUCUUAAACUACUGGAUAUUCACGACGUUAGCCGGCACAGCGUUCUCUGGAACAUAAAUGACCGCCUGUUGGAGGCUGUCAAGUCACGAAUUCAGGCAAAAGCAAUGGAGAACAAUGAUGAAAAGAAACAGCAAAAACUGUGGCAAAAACUCAUUCGUACCGGAAUGGUGUACAUUCACCAUCCGUACAUGCGCUCUGCCAUCAUGAUGGUUCUUGGUCAAAUGAAUUCAAUCAAAAGUAGACAUGUGUCUCUGAUCAUUGACAACGACUACCUAUACAAGGAUGCUCCAUUACCGGUUCUUCGGCACAUAUGGAUGAAUAAUCAAAACAAAUUCAAAGAGGAGAUGAUGAACGUCUUGCGAUUGUACCAAACUUCUAUAUCUGAUUCUCUUCUUGAUCCUUUACUUUCCUCUAUUACUUCUGCCAAUGCUGAUAUCCUACCUAUUCUCUACUGGCCGCCUCGUCGUCGAAGACGUGAUCCGUCUUUGAUAAAACUAGUUGAAAUGAUAGGGGAAAAUGAAACGCUUUAUGACAAGGCCCUUGAAAUCCUUCGGGAAGAAAACAUAAGGUGUCAGGAAAUGUUGGAAAAGUCGACGCACAAGAAACUCUCGACUACUGGCGAAAUAUCGUCUUCGAAAAGACAGACUGAAUCUUCUCCAAUCAAGAGUGGUAAAUUUAAUUUUCAGAAGAAAGACGAUGGUCCUCCGCAUUUCUUCAUCUCGCCCGCUUUACUGCCGACGUCCCAGUCUCUCGCAGCGGCUCUUCUCUGCACUAUUCGGUUUGAUAUCCUAAUGAGCUUUAAUGAAGCGAAGUUGGAUCGUAUUUGUGUAACCGAUCCGAUUCAUCACUUUGUUUGGUGCAUGGAUGCUUGCAUUAAAAGCAAGAAAAUUGAUUUUCGUCAUGCCAGUGAACUGGCGUCACACUUGAAACGUCACCGAAAGCGCCAGCCGACUCAAGUUCCUUCACUCGAAAUUGGUCUAGACCAAGACACAUCCGACGAUUGGGUGCCUGAAACGGAAGAAAAGUCCAGCGGUCGGAGAAAAGCCGUGGAUUUCAAGUCUUGUCGGCCCCAACGCGCGGGAGAAAAACGAACAUUUAGUAUCCUUAACGAGGAUGAAAAUACUGAACAAGCAAAGUCGGAUCAACCAAUCAGCAAUUUCGAACGGGAUAUACAAACUGUUUGCCGCGAUCCCUGGGUUGUCUAUACUGUAUGCUCGUCUUUAAUUCGACUUGUGAUAACGGGCCUCUAUGAGGACAGGUCACCCAGGAAUAUACCGGAAGUGCCAUUUCUGGUGCACCUCUUAAUGCUGGGAUUGGGAUGCGAUUUGACCCCUCCUGAAGUAGCUAGCGCAGACCCCCCCAAAUUGGAACCGAGAAAAAAGCGACCUCGCAAGCACUCAACAAGUGAGCCGUCUGAGGCACAGCCUCCCAAACCCGAUCCCGCCACUGUCCUCAUCACGCAGGUCUUGCCCGCGGUGGCCCAAUUGCAUCUAGCCACCUGGCGCAGUCAGGUCUGUGAGGAAAUUCGAAAUUCCACGAAUAAGCUUUGGCCUAAAGGUGGUGCUACCGAUUCCGGUCCGCAUCCUUGCCCACCUCCGUCGUGGAAACGCCGUCUCGAAGCUGCUGUGGCACCGCCAGUUUCCGUGCCCCCCACUUACCUUGCUUCUCCGGUGGGCCACCUUUUCCUCCAGUACCAUGCUCUGUUCGCACUCGAACGGCGUGAGUGGACGGUGCUUCGAGCCCUCUUGAAAGCGGCUGCUGGCGCUGCGCAGGUCCUGUCUAGCAAGGGUUCUCGCGCAACGAAGACCCCCGCGUCGCCACCGGCGACGAGUCCCACACAAUCCCAGUUGACCGUUGGCUUCCGCUGGCGUCCCGAGUGCUUACAAGCGCUCUCUCUAGGCAUCGCGUCACUUCCCGUGUCUUCGGAGGAGUCUGGGGCUAAUGCAGGUGCGGUUUCAUCAACUGGUGCUUCGGAAUCGGCUGUUUCCGAGAAAACCUCCUCAGCAGGUACCGACUCCCAGCCCUCGCCAGUCCCCGGAAUAUCUCUAAGUAGCAGUCCAUCUUCUGUGGUAACUCGUGCGGAGUUGGCAAGCUUACUUCGUGCCAGCCUGCCCUUGCAAAGUGAUCUACAACUCCUCGUUCUCGCUCAGUCUGCAAAACUAGUCUCCUCCGCUGCCCCUUCAACCACUCCGGGCUCUACUGGCCCAGCAACUCCGAUGCCUAACUUCUUCGCAUCUACCGAACUCACCAUCUCAGCAAAUUCACGAAGUGGAAGCGAGCGUGAGCGCCUUAUUAAUACUCUUUCACGCCAUGUGGAGUAUCCUCAACAAGAAGGCGCUAAGGAGGAGUGCGUGGUAGCGUCUCCACCACCAUCUGCUGGUUUCAAGACGUCAAAUCCAAAGGUCUUGGAGGCACUGGAGUGGCUUCGACGUGACCUUGAACGAACAACAUCUGGCAACUUGAUCCCGAUGAUGUCGACGUCGAAGUCGUCAUUUGGAAAGCCCCAGACACCAUUAUCCGGGCCUCUCAGCCCGUUGGGCGGAUUGCAACACCACGGUGGAGGUUCCCUUGCAUCACCAGCCAGAUUGAUGCCUCCGCCCACGCGCUUCAUGAGUUCGUCCAAUGCAGGUCGCCUAGCCGCGGGGAGCCCCAGGUCCUUCCCGGUGGCUACUCCCCUCACGAACCCCGGUCUCUCAAUGCCCCCUCCUACCCACCUCCAAGACUUCUACCCUCACCACCUCUGA
Messenger RNA from Mesocestoides corti, 2892 nucleotides. Lineage: Eukaryota; Metazoa; Platyhelminthes; Cestoda; Cyclophyllidea; Mesocestoididae. The record is from the annotation of a GenBank genome assembly.